Molecule: messenger RNA, 871 nt
Organism: Cucurbita maxima (winter squash)
Lineage: Eukaryota; Viridiplantae; Streptophyta; Magnoliopsida; Cucurbitales; Cucurbitaceae
Exons: 7
Coding region: 236-646 (136 amino acids)
Source: RefSeq, a predicted model, not a curated record
AGGAAAUUUCCAAAAGAAAAAUUCCCAAAAGAAAAAUUCCCAAAUAAGAUCUUUGUUAAACUAAUUGGAAAGAGGCGGCUUCUCUCUUUCUUUUCUUUUAUCUAUUCUAUUCUUCUUUUCCCCAAGGAUGAUGGCACAUGGGUGACAAAGCAGCAGCCAUCGCCUUCUUCUUAUAAAUAGGUGUGGUGGAAAAGGAGAGUAAUUUUGUUAGGUAAGAAGGAAAGAUUGAGAGAAAAUGGAGGGAAAGUCUAAAGGGUAUCAAGCCUCCUCUUUCGUUGCUGAUCUUUUCGAUGUCAAGGAGCCGCCAUCAACUUCUUCAUCAGAAGUCUUUGCAGCAAUCUUUCCUUCUCCACAGAAGGGGGGAGGCAGGAAUUCUUCUAGCUCUGGCGAUUGGCUAAAACAGGCCAAUGGAAAUCAACCAUCCCACGCCAGACAAGGAAAUUCAGGAGGGAGCUUGGAGCCUUGCCAUCUGAGUUCAUCUCUAUACUAUGGAGGACAAGAUGGUUACUCCCAGGCCCCAUCAGCUGGACCAUCCCCAUCCCCAGCCCCCACUUUGAAGAAAAGUGGGGGAGAAGAUGAUCCAAAUGGAAACAACUUCCAACCUGCUUCUAGGGGAAAUUGGUGGCAAGGUUCUCUUUAUUAUUAGGACGACUGCCUUGCCUUGGUGGCGCAUGAAUUCCCACCUAUUUUCCAAGGAAUUCAUAACGAAGCUGCGCGGUGGAGAUUUGAAGUUGGAUUUACGUUACAUUGUGUAUACCAUUUCAAAUUAAUUUCUUGUUUGUUUUUUCUUUUACUUUGAAAAAUGGUGUGAAGUUUUCUGUAUUUUCUUUCCUUUAAUUCCUCUUUUAUUAAAACUGUGCCUUCAUUUUCA